Messenger RNA from Diaporthe batatas, 4868 nucleotides. RefSeq lists its product as uncharacterized. The coding region runs from base 1900 to 3768 and encodes 622 amino acids. The record is from RefSeq and is a predicted model, not a curated record. The transcript has 2 exons. Lineage: Eukaryota; Fungi; Ascomycota; Sordariomycetes; Diaporthales; Diaporthaceae.
UUUUGACGGGGCACAGAGGGCGGCGGUGCACGCCUGUGAUGGACACAACGCAACAGUGGUCCCAGAAACGGUGGUUCCGUGACAAGGACAGGCUGGUUGAGCAGCGAGAGACAUGUCUCCUGCAUACGAGAGAGCGAGCAGGCUUCGCCUUCCAGAAACAUUUUCAGGCACGAACGGGACAUGCGGCUCAAAAUGCCAGCCUGUCUCUUUGGCCGACAAAAAUGACAAGCCAUGAUCAGCAGCAUUUCGGCCUGGUGUUCGCAGCGUUUGCGCAUUAGGCACUGAGAUCGUCGAUCAGAAACAAUGACAUGUUCAGAUACAAUGCAGUAGCCUGAGGGCAAGGUCGUAAGCAGCCACCGGCGUGCUGCUCGCGUCCGACCUCUCACUUGACAGCAUUGGUCGCAGAGCCGCAGCCGUAAUAGCAGGCAUCGCUUAUUGGCGACGCCGUAGAGAUGCCUGGGUGGCUUGAGGUGUGCGUAACCUAAGUCGAUAAGCAUACAGGUUGGGGUACGCGGCAAGCAAUCGAGUCCGAGUUAUUGGAGUCGGCGGAGGAAUAGCUGAGGGUGUCGACCUUAUCAACGCGACGAGAGAUCUCUGGCGAAUACGGGACCCUAGUCGCCGUCACUUGACGGGCGAGGAGCGAAUAGGAAUAAAAAGUGUGGAGACCGGACGAGGCUGCAUCUGCAUUCAAAGGCCACCGUUUGCUGGGGCCAUUCGUGCAUUGCCUUAGCGUUUGCCCGAGAGAAGUGUAAUAAGGCGGUCGGUCGGCUGCCUUCUUUUGCUCCGCAGUGCCGGCGAACCAUGCGGCCGGUUGAGGCUCAGGUGCUCCGCGUCGUACAGCAUACAGGCACAUGGGCUAUCGAGUACCACCCGCCCCUGUUCAGUAUCAGAGACAUAUCUGGACAGGUUUCGGCGAGGGUCUUUGGUGUGCUAGGCGUGAGUGAGUAAGUAUCAAGGCGUCAGUGGGUAUGAAGAGGUCAGGUUGCGCCGGGCGGCAGUCGCGGUCUCACAGUGUCUCCAACUCGUACCAGAUCAUCCCCUGACAUAUUGAACAACAAGACACCGCAUAUGUGGUCGCUACCUCAGGACUGCGGGCAUUUCACUAUUUCCUCGCGACGACAGCCAGCAGCCUGUGGUCACCCAGGGCCGCCACAAUCGCGACCUGUCUAGCCUGGCAGUACUAGGUGACAAGCUGAGCUCAAGCUUAGCUCUCCGGCCUUGGCAAUCCUUCGAGCACUCCGCGCUGGUCCCCCGGGGGGCUGCCUGGCCAAUCACGACCCGUGUUGUAAAGGAGAGUGCGCCUUUGGAGUUGAAGAAGGUGUGUGUGCCUGUGUGUGACACACCGUCUCACCGAACAAGCCAGGGUGGGGCGAGACGUUGCUAUGUUUUAGUCCAUGUUGGAGGUCAUCAAGUAGUGCCUCUCCAUGCCCGGCAAUUGUUUCUCGAGGUUGUCGCAGCGGCAGCAGCCGCCCAAGACCACCCUAGGACCUCGGAGCUGUUCAUCUGGCCGAGUGAUCCGCGUACCGAGUGACCUCGAGGGCUCUGGGCACCAAGUCCUAGACACGCGUGGCUCAUAUCUUGAUGGCUGUCCCCUCCUUGUCUCAUUUUUCGGUCGUCUCGUUGCGACACGAACGAACCGCGUGGCCUCUCUUGUCCUCGCCUCACUUUCAUGACGCACCAAGAGGUUGUGGGUUGCACACCAUCUAGUGGACUUGCUUCGGAUUGCCUGUCCUCCAGGAGCCGCCCCAAUAUAUUAUAGCCUUGCUGCCUGGCUCUGAAUCCUCGCAUCGGCCCGGAGCAGUCAUUCCUCAUCCAACCUUUCUCUUGCCCUUCUUUGAACAAGGCAGAAUUGUCGCUUGCUCCUCUCCGUAGUUGAGCGCAUCUUUCACGUUUGUGAUCAUGCCGGAAUUCUUUCACCUCAAUGGUGGUCAGCCCCAUUCACCACCCGCUAUCCCAGUCCCUCCUCAACAUCAUCAGCCGGGUGUGGGCGGUCGGCCGCCGCCACCGGCGCCGAUGGUGCAUCAGCAGCGUCCUAUGCCCACGGUGGCGCCGACGUCUCUUUCCCCACAGAUGCCACGGACCUUGCCGCCCUUAUCCCCUCCAUUCCCAUCACAUCCACCUCAUCCUCCCAGGAAUAUCAUACCCUCCCACUUUCAACGCCCGGUCGUCGUCUCCGACAUUCGACAUGAGGGGUUGACCGAAGAAGAUAUUCGGGAGGAGCUUUCAGAAUAUGUCAUCCUGAGGUUCCAGAAGAUUCAACCGUACGACGAAUAUGACUCUGAUGGCGAAGAAGUGAAGGCGGGCUGGGAUAACUGCACCAGGACACGCAUUGCUAAUGUCGACAAGGUGGACGCUCGAAGGGAAAUCCGGCGGCUCAACAAGGAGGACGCGAAAAAGGGGAAGACCCUUCUCGAGAAGCAAAAUGACCUGUCGCCAAAGCAACAGGGCCAAAUUGCCAAAGCAGAACGCGACCUCUCCCUGGAGGAACAGGAUGCACGCUUCCACACCGUGCUCGCACAGAUCGACUCCACAUUGAAGCCCGUCAUGCAACAACGUGAAAAGGUGUAUGUCCGAAAGUCCAACACGAAGAGGAAGAUCCACCAGAAGAGGAGGUACGAGCGUGUCUCCAUAACCGCAUACUUCAAACGCUGCCCCAAGAAUACUCAGAUACCGAGCGAGCUUGCUCGUGCCAUUGGCAUGGAGAGGCAGCGCGAGUCUGAAGCGAUGCGGAUGAGACACCAGGCACACGAUCAUCACAUGAUCCCGCCUCAACGCCAUCAGCCUCAACCAAUGAUCCACCCGCAGGCUCUCCCAAUGCGUAGUCCAGGACCAAUGCAUGGACCAAUACAUGGACCCAUGCAUGGCCCGAUGCAUGGACCGAUGCACCACCCCCAGGUAAUGCCGAUGCAUCAACCUCAUCACGGACAAGGAGCUGGUCGCCCCCAUACACCAAUCCGCGUUGAGGUUGACCACAGAAAGGAUAAGCACCACAAAAGUCGACACUCAAGAAGUUCUGACAGCUCCGACUACUCUGACUGCGGCUCUGGUUCCGAACUUGGCUCGGAGUCCACAUUGAUCACCGAGCCAUCCCAUUCCUCAGGCUCGCACAAGGACAGAAAACAUCAUGGAUCGAAGAGGCGGUCCUUGAAGUACCUUGAAGAGCCUAGGAACUUCGGCGUUGAUGUCUACCGUCCCAGCCGUCGCCGCAGCCUGGUCGAGGAGGGAUCAUACAUCGUUACCGGGAGUGGAGCUCGUGUCCCAAUCAUCCAGGUUGCGGUACCUCCAAGGAAGGCCGCGAUCCCCGUCGAGGACAUGGACCAAAUCGAGGCCGAGGCUUACCGGGCUGGCAGGUCGGACCAGAAGGCUGCCGACCGGCAUAUCAUGGAUGGGCCCGAGAGUCUCGAUCUUGCCGCGAGGAGAUACAGGCCUCGAUACGCGCCCCGUCCUGAAAUCAUCAAUGAGCCGAUAUCUCCAGCCAGGAUCCGACACGUCACCUCAAGCGAGGUAGAUCGACAGCUCGAGGACGAGUUCCAUCGGUUGAGACUCGACCGUGAGGAUCUUAAUGACGCUGUCCAUUUUGAGGCCCAACGACGCCGCGAGGCACGGGCGCGAGAAGAGCAGGAGAAUAUCAUGCGGGAGCAACUAGACGAGGAGAUCUUGUACCGAAGGCGGCGAGAAGAGUCGCCCCCGUCUUCUGUGAACCCGUUCUCGCCUCUACUACGGAGAGCAGGCCGCACAUAUGACUUUGAUCGUGAUUAUAGGCGAUGAGUUCUUUUGUCAGGAGGAUUUGUCCGUGUUUCAGAAGCCUGGAAGUCAUUCGCAACGCGGUAGCGUUCAGAAAAGUUGAGCAGUGAGGAGUGCGAUUCGCAAGGCUGCUCCCUAAUUUCAUAGUUCCAGAAUGUCGUCUCAGCCGGCAAUGUCCUUAGCAUGAGCGUUGUACUCAGAAUGCAAGCAAUGGUGAUUCCACAACUUCUUUCACAGGUUGUGACACUGCAAGUGGCGCGUAAGGAAGCAGCUUCGGUAAGCUGAUCUAACCAAAGCUUCAUGUUGGCUUGUGCGUCGAGAUCGAUUCAAGGGACACCUGAUCGCAUGGAACAUCUUGUAAGGUUGGAGGCGAACCAACAACCAGCCAUGUGGUUCAAGGUGGAAGAGCUUGGGACGAGAUUUGACCUUCUGCGCAGUCCAUGAUGAAGAGGAUCAAAGUGUGCUUUCUUCGAUCGCAUUGACCACUGUCUCGUGGUGUCGUACCUGCAGCUGCAGUAAGGACUGUGGGUUGUGUGUGAAACUGUGCUGGUGAGGUGUCUGCAACGGUUGGGGCAAAGAUUGACAAGAUUCACGGGAAGAAAGGGCCAUCCUGGGGCUGCUGGAUAGCUCGUAGUUAUUAAGAGACCCGAUGCUGUAUGCUCCGCCUACACGCGGCAUGUCAGCCCAACCUCAGACGAUUGGGUCUUGAUGGCGAGCCACCCUUCCGAAGGAGAUUGGCCGAGCAUUGAACGUGGACGAACCAGCUGCUUGCCUCAUCGUGGCUAAUAGUGGCUAGAACUGGUGGCAUUUCCUCAAUUGGAUGCCCAGCCGUGUUUGAGCCUGCCAAGUGUGCCUCGGGCACGGAGGUCGAGACUCAUGUAUGCGCGAACUGGGACCGUGUAUGCCUUUGGAAGCCGAUUCGUUCGGUGAUGAGUUCGGGUAACAACGCUGGUGUUCCCAGGCCCAUUCAGCCCAGUCCUGCCAGUCCACCCAAAGGUGGAGCGCGACUCAGUCCCUCACUGCGGCUUGGACGGGCAGACAGGUUGGGUGGGUUUAUAACGUCACGCCACAGAGCACUGUAAAUCAUGCGGGAAAAGCAGGGAGAGCUAGGCAUGAAGUCAUGC